UUCCCUACAUCCCUUGAUUCCUUUAGUCCAAGGAGCUAAAUCUAACUCUCUCUUGAAAACAUCCGGUGAAUUGGCCUCCACUGCCUUCUGUGGCAGAGGAUUCCACUGACAAUGGAGGAGGCCCAGGACAGAAAGGCCUAUGCUGAAGGAAGAAAAUCCAGUUUGCAAAGCCUCAGUUCUAAGCGAAUGGAGGGUGAUGCAGGAUUCCGUCACGAGCAUCAAUGGAAGAACAAGUACAAGGAGUCAGACGCCUACACCUUAACAGAACCAUCCUAUCAGCUCUCUGCCAAUGAAUUUUCCUGCCACUGUUGCUAUGAGAUAUUGGUAAACCCAACGACUUUGAACUGUGGCCACAGUUUCUGCCGACAUUGCUUGGCACUGUGGUGGGAUGCUUCCAGGAAAACGGAAUGCCCAGAAUGCAGAGAAAAAUGGGAGGGAUUUCCGAAAGUCAACAUUGUCUUAAGAGAUGCAGUUGAGAAGCUGUUCCCUGAUGAUGUCAUAAGACGACGGAUGGAGACACAGAACGACAUAAAAAUCUCACAUAGCAUCUUGGCUUUCGAGAAAUUUGGCAGUGAACAGUCAAGGGUUGUCGACCAUUCGGGGCAAUGGCGACGAGGCGGGGGCUUUUUCUCAGGAGUACUAACUUCUUUAACCUGUGCGGCGGUGGUACUUCUAGUUUAUCUCUGGAGCCGAGAAACUGAACAAGAUCAUCUUGUACACAAACCCGUGAUGAAAUGGACAGCAAAAGAAGUGGCAGUCUGGUUGGAGCAAUUGGGUCAAUGGACUACUGUUUACAAGGACAGGUUUCUGGAGGAGGAAGUCAAUGGAAGGUUAUUGCUGACUCUAGGUGAAGAAGAAUUUUCAAAACCUCCUUUCAACAUUGAGAGAGAACUUCAUAGGAAAGUUAUUCUAAUGGAAUUGGACAAUGUAAAAACACUUGGAGUUAAACCUCCCCAGAAUCUUUGGGAAUACAAGGCAAUGAAUGUUGGCAAGUCACUGUUCCUGCUGUAUGCACUGAAGAGCUCCCCACGGCUGACAAUGCUGUACCUCUACCUGUUUGAUUACUCGGAAAUAUUUCUGCCCCUUAUCCACACCAUUUCUCCCAAGAAGACUGAGAUGACAGAGGAUGCAGAUAUUUUUCGCAAGUACUGGCCUGAUGACAUCAGCUUGAAGCAGUGGGCUGAGUUCCUUGUGAAAUACUCCCUGAUACCGUAUCAGUUGAUUGUUGAAUUUGCUUGGGAUUGGAUGGACUUGCACUACUGGACGGCACGUUUUAUUAUUUUCAACGCAGUGCUUCUGUCCGUCCUGGAAGGUUUUGCAUUCUGGAGACUUUGGUCAAGAGGAGGACUCAGGACCAUCCCUCAGAAAAUGUGGAGCCAUUUUUGGAAAGUAUCAAGCCAAGGAAUCCUUGUUGCGAUUUUGUGGCCAAUAAUUCCUCAGUUUGUUUGUGACUGUUUAUUUUACUGGGCAUUGUACUUCAAUCCCAUCAUAAAUAUCGACCUGGUGGUCAAGGAAGUGCGCCGCCUAGAAACUGAACACUUGUGAUCGAGAUGUACUGUCACAUUACAUUCUCAAGGCAGCCUAUUACAGUUCUGGUAUUAAUAAUGUUUAAAUUUGUAAAUACACGUUGCCACCGCUUGCAGCCAGAUGCUGCAGCAAAGUGGUCAGAAACAACUGUAAUUAUAGUUUGAAGAAUCAAAAUAGUCAAUCUAUGUGAAGAAACAAAACCGUUUGCUCCAUUUAACGGUGAGUGGAUUCGUAUUCUGUGUUUACUGCUCUUUGCUGCAAUUAGCACAUUGGCUUUAAGUAACCAAUUUGCAUAUAUUUUUAACUUGUACAUUUCUCAAUUUUUUCCUUGCAAACUUGGACGUGUAAUUGCUUUUUCAUCUGUAACUCGGUGAUACUCGUGAUUCGACAAAACCAUAUGUGCCAGGUCACACUAAUUUUCUUGUCUUUCAAGGGCUAUAGGUACAUCAUGUAUUACAAUCCAAAGUGUGGAAAGGGGGAAGUGUUACAGCUGAUAUUUUGGUGCCUGUCCUUAUAAUUUAUUUACAAUUGAUUCGAAUUUUUGAAGUUGUGUAAGAAAUUUGUGAAUUUUUGUAAUCAUUUUUGCUGAAUAAACUCUAUUUUUGCAUUUC
This is a messenger RNA of Leucoraja erinaceus (little skate), 2138 nucleotides long. Its product is annotated as bifunctional apoptosis regulator-like. NCBI's taxonomy places the organism in Eukaryota, Metazoa, Chordata, Chondrichthyes, Rajiformes, Rajidae. Gene Ontology annotation, molecular function: metal ion binding; protein binding; ubiquitin protein ligase activity. Gene Ontology annotation, cellular component: nucleus. The record is from RefSeq and is a predicted model, not a curated record. Gene Ontology annotation, biological process: proteasome-mediated ubiquitin-dependent protein catabolic process. The coding region runs from base 112 to 1545 and encodes 477 amino acids. The transcript is spliced from 8 exons.